Messenger RNA from Diorhabda carinulata, 9004 nucleotides. RefSeq names its product chaoptin-like. The coding region runs from base 201 to 3929 and encodes 1242 amino acids. Gene Ontology annotation, molecular function: protein binding. Lineage: Eukaryota; Metazoa; Arthropoda; Insecta; Coleoptera; Chrysomelidae. The record is from RefSeq and is a predicted model, not a curated record. The transcript has 6 exons.
AGCUUUCCUCUAACGAAACUCCGACAGUGCGCUUUUAGAGUUCGAGUAUACUCCAUUAGUUCCGAAAACAUACACUGUUGCGUAAAAGCUCGAGAAAUUUCAUUUUGAGCGUGUCGUUAAUGGGGUUGGAAGUUUGCGGUUGGUAAAUAGUUUACGGCUCACUGGAUGUUUGGUCUGUUCGUACUAAAUUGAAAUGUACAAUGCUUCUGGUUUUAUCAACACUACUCACUUUAUUCCAGUACAACGACUGCUUUUCGAUCAACGAUUGUAGUUUCAAUUCGAUGUGUACUUGCUCGUUUGAUGAACAAGACAUCACUACUAAAACGAUUCAUAGUGUCAGUUGUCUUCUAGUUCCUUUCUACAAAUUUCCAAAUUUACCGGAAGGUAGUAUUAGUCAACUAGAAGUCAUUGGGACGAAAACGACGAUCCUCGAAUCGGAGAGUUUGGCAGGUUGCCAAGUACAGGCACUUAUCCUUACAAAUAACCAUCUUCAGCAUAUCUCGGAAAGAGCUUUCAGUUCGUUAUGGAAAAGUCUCACAUCAUUAGAUCUCAGUUACAACAAACUGGACAGUAUUCCUCUUGUGGCGCUCAAAGAUAUUAGGAAUUUGCAAUGGAUCAAUUUACACGGAAACCAGAUUACUUCCAUUGUCGGUGCCUGGUCUCACAUGAAAACGUCAGUUUCAACAUUAUUCCUCGGCGAAAACGACAUAACUUCAAUUCCAAAUGAGACCAUGCAUCAACAAAGCCUCCGACAGUUCAAAUCACUAAUAUGGUUGAACCUCGACGGAAACAGAAUAUUGGAUAUCCCCAAAAACUCAUUACCAAGUUGUUUGAAAACAGCCAGUCUUUCAUAUAAUUUAAUACAACAUUUCCCAUCGGAAGUGAUUGCACAUUCACCGUUUCUCCAGUGGUUGUACCUACGGGGUAAUCAUAUAAGACUGAUUCCACAAUACACUUUCCCUAAUUUGGUAUACAUGGAAAAAAUAGAUCUAGCAGAAAAUUUCAUAAGUACGUUACCACCAUACGUAUUUAACAAUUCGUUGCAUAUCAGAGACAUUAAUCUGGCUUUCAAUGAUUUUAGAAUGUUAACAGAUAACUGUUUUUCCGGUCUCAACACUGGCAGGAUCAUUUUAUCUUAUAAUUCUAUAGAAAAAAUGGAUUUAGAUGCUUUCAAUGGUAUCACACAUUCAUUAGAAUACCUAGAUCUGGACCAUAAUAACUUACAACGAAUUCCUCAAGGUCUAAGAAGAUUAAAUUCGCUCAAAUAUCUAUAUUUAUCGUCCAACUUAUUAAGAGAUAUCGAUCCAACAGCUUUUGAUAAUUUUUCUCAUAAUCUAAGAGCUGUUAGUUUAAGUGGGAAUCAACUAUCAGAGAUACCUUAUGAAGCUCUACAAAACUGUACAAAACUAUCUCAUUUUAACAUCGCUUUUAACGAAAUAUUUAAUAUACAAGAUAAUACAUUUCAAAAUUGGGCAUCAACAAUAAAAAGUUUAAUUUUGGCCAAUAAUAGAUUAAACAGAUUAGAAAGUGACGUUUUCAGCUCUCUAACGGAAUUAAAGGAACUAAGUUUGAGUUUCAAUCCUCUCAGAUACAUCGAUAAAGAUGUUUUUAGAGGCUUGGAGAAUUUAGAAAGUUUAGAAAUGUCAUUUAGUUUAGAUAAUGUUAAAUUAAAUUAUGAAAUAUUCGAUAGAUUAAAAAAUUUAAAAUGGUUGUGUUUGGAUCAUAAUAAUAUCGAUGUUAUAUAUCCUUCAUCGUUGCUAUUAUCAGAAUUAGUAUAUCUAAAUUUGGAAUUUAAUAAAAUUAGAAAACUUCCAAAAACUUUUUUGAAAUCUAACGUACACGGUAAAUUACAGGAUAUUCGAUUGUCGCACAAUGAAUUAACUGUGAUAGAAGCAGAUACUUUUCGAUCGUUAGCUAAUUUAGAAAUUAUAUUUUUGUGUAAUAAUAAAAUAAGAUAUAUACGAAAAAAUGCUUUUUUUAACCUACCAAAACUAACUACUAUCAUUCUAUCACAUAAUGAGUUAACUGACAUUAGUCCUGAUGCUUUCACAAAUUUACAACGUAUAGAAAAAAUUGAUCUUAAUAAUAAUUUAUUGAAGGAAGUUUUCUUUAAUUUUUUCACGAACAUAUCCGGUACGCUACAACUGAAUUUCAGUAGAAACGAAAUUGUAUCUUGCAAUUCGGAUUCUAGAUUUUUGAAUGUUCAAGUUUUAGAUUUCCGAUUUAAUAAUUUGGAAAAAGUUCCUGUUUGUAUUGAAAGAACAUCUGCUUUAAGAAAACUUCAUUUAGAUCAUAAUGUUAUAGCUACUCUCGAUCAAAACACUUUUAUGCAUCUUACGUCUUUAGAAUAUUUAAGUCUUCAACAAAAUAAAAUAAAACUAGUUGGAAAAAAAGCGUUUUUCGGUCUACAAAAUCUACAGUCUUUAGAUUUAUCUAAAAACUUUAUAAAUCAAUUACAUAUUGGACAAUUUGCUAAUAUGUCCCAACUAAGAAUUCUCAAUUUAAGCGGUAAUCAUUUAAGUUAUCUACCGAAAGAAAUUUUUAAAAGUACUCGCGUCGAAAUGCUAGAUUUAAGUUUCAACACUUUUUCAUUAGUACCAAGUACAAGUCUUUCUGAUAUUGGUAUUUCUUUGAGAUACAUUUCCAUGAGAUCAAAUAACAUUGAACACAUUGAUAUAACUACUUUUCCAGAUAUUACCUUAUUGCAAUAUUUGAAUUUAGCGAAUAAUAAGUUAACUAUACUACCUGAUAAUGUUUUUACUAGCUUAGGACUUCUACAUACACUCGAUUUAAGUUCUAAUCCUUUAAGAUCAAAUUUUAAAGAGCUGUUUCAUUAUGCGCAAACGUUACGCUUUUUAAAUUUAGCCAACACCGGUAUGAUGACCCCGCCGCAUUUUCCAUUACCGAAUUUAGUUUCUCUAAAUUUAUCUUAUAAUAACAUUCAAAUUAUAGAGAAAAUUUCAGUACAACAAUUAACUAAAUUAAAAAUUCUAGAUUUAAGUCACAACGAUUUAAUACAAAUACCUUCACACUUGUGGGUUCAUCUUCCUAGUAUGAAAACUUUAGAUUUAUCCUUUAAUCCGAUCAAGGAAUUAACAUUAGACAGUUUUGUAAAUCUUCAUAAUCUACAAGAACUUAAUAUACAACAUUUGCAUUAUCUGACUAAAUUUGAAAGUAAAGCUAUUUCGCAGAUUAGAAUACUUUCGAAAUUGUCGAUGCAAACGUGGCCGAAAAUUGAAAGUUUUCCUGAAGAGAUGUGCCAAAUGCUUUCGAACAUCGAUCAAUUAAGAGUAUUGAAAAUAUAUUUUACGGAAACUGAAUUAACUGAUCAAUUACUUUGUAUAACUAACAGGAAGUUAAGACAUUUAGAAAUAACAGGAAAAAAUCUCAAGUUUGUGAAUAAGGAUGCUUUCGCAAGAUUCACUAAAAAUCCGGAAUUGUUAAUUGAAAUUCAUGGAACGCAGAUAGAAGAUCUACCGUCUGGUUUAUGUUCUAACAUGUUCAAAAUCGCACAUUUAACUCUUAGUUUUAAAAAUAAUAUGUUAACACAUCUACAUCCGGAUAUCUUUUAUGGAAACUCUAGCAGAUGGAAAUCAGUUGGUACUACUUUAAUUUCUGGAGGAUUGCUAUUAUCAAACAACCCUUUUCGUUGCGGUUGUCACCUUUCUUGGCUUAGUCAUUGGUUAAGAAGAUGGAUGAGAGAAAGUUUGCAAUUCCAUAAUUCCCCAGUAGAGGAAGUAAUCAACAUGAACGAAAUUAUAAAAGAAUCUACGUGUAUAGACACUAGUAGUGGUAAUCGAAUUCCGAUAAUAGAUUUGGAACCGGAAGAUACGAGCUGUCACGCAAGCGCUCUAAGCAACGGAACAUAUUCAAAUAACGCAUCUGUGAUAUAUAUUAUUUUUUUAAUAAUAACCAGAUAUUUAAGGUAAUUUUGAGAGUGCCAUGUAAUGUAAUUAAUCCGAGAAUAAUUUGUUAUUAAUUAUUUUAAUACGGUUUACAAGAAUUGAAUGUACUUCUAUGGAAUUUUCACAGGGCGCUAUUAGAAUUUAUACUUGCGGAAUAAUUUUAAAUUAAUUAUUUAAAUCAUAAAAAAAUUUCGUAGCUGCAAUCAUCGCAAACAUUUUUCCAAUACAAUUCUUUGAAAUAACAUAACGUAAAUGAAAUUUCGGUGCAAAUUUUUCAGUUUCUCUUGUCGAGAGUAAAAUCUAUGUACCUAUUGGAGUCCGCUUGACUUAAACCAUAGCGAUUCUGUAUACUUUGAAUUGUCGAAAAACUAGAAAGCUGGCAAGACUGUAUUUUUAACUACCACCAUCCUUAAGUGCAAUCUAAAUAUGAAUUUGCGCGCUAUAAUCUACUAUAAUUUCAAAAUCAUCAAGUAAUAGUCCAGGAAAUAGGUGAAAAUUUGGUUAAUGGUUCUGAAAACGAAGCUGGGUGUAUAUUUUUAAAUAAUUGGACACGCCCGUAUUUUGCAAUUUACCGCACGUCUCUAGUACUCAUAAUAGCGCUGAUAUAAAUUGUUAAAAGUGGAAUAUUCUUACCCCGCCCUCAUUUCUUUUUGCAACGUGCCAAUCGCUUGCUUACGUUACCAACACCGAUUCAAGUAUCGUAUUUUUUGUCGGGAUGUCGAAGGUUGUUAUAAAUAUCGUAUUGUACCAAAAGAUAUCAACACCACUAUUAGGUAAAGUUUUUCCAAUAUCAAUUGCAGAUUAUGAAAACUUAUAUAAAAACCCUUGCCGACAAUUUUGUUCUGUAUUCGUUAAAAAGACAGAUUCACUUAAUUGUAGUCCUAUAUGAAACUUGGAAAAAAUCAUUAUUAUACCUAGUUAACUUGCUACAACUGAAUAUUGAAUUAUAAAACGUAAAUAGACGAGUAAAAUGUACCUAUCUGUGAGGGCGUUUGGUUUAAACAGGGUACCAGAAGUGAACUGAGCCCUUUUUGUAUCCCUUUCGUUUUUUUUUCUAGAAAAUGAAACUUUAAAGCAGAAACCAUAAAGGAAAAUGAAUUCUUUGUCAAUAAAAUAAAAGAAAAAACAUUUCAAUUCCAAUGUAUCUUUAUAAAUAAUAAUGGUAGUCAGAAUCCCCUGAACUAAAGUCAUAAUUUGAUUGAAUUAUGAAGGGUUGUAAAGAGGGCGAUACCACGUACUCACCUUUGGAUAUGGAAUAGUAAGGAGGUAGUCUAAGAAGAGUAUGGCCCUGUUCUUUCCACAGCUUGUCAAUAUAAUAAAUGGCCUCUAACUUCAUAUCUUUAAUAACAGUAAGCAAUUCUUUGUUUAUUGGUCCUUUUUUACGAUCGCUGACAAGAAUAGGAAUAUUUUUUUCAGGCGCAUAGUUUUUCUCGGAAAUUAUAGUCACAUAUGUGUGCCAUACACUUUAUUGCGUUUGAAUGCAAAUCAUUUCCUGACAGUCCACAGGCGAGGGACGCGAUCUGACUACGAUUUCUAGCCACGCCUGGCGCACACUUGGGUGACACGGUUUCGGAAUCGGACGGACGAUGUAAACAUAACCUUUAAACUAAAGGUGGAGGCUAUUGUUGAUAUUGGAAAUCCUCCAAUAGUUGUAUCUACAAAACUAAAGAAGGGUAAUCUUAUCUGGAAAAGAAAGGGACAGAUAAGAGUUUUAAAAUGGCACGAUAAAUAAGAUGUUCUUAUGAUUUCAAGUACACAUGUGCGUUGGGUAUCUAUAUAUCUUGUCUAUGAACGUCCCAAAACACGUUUCCGUCACUAUUAUAGUAUUUGUGCAGUGGCGUUUAGAAACGAACGUGUUUUUUUCUCGUGCCGAAAACCAUGUGUGACGAAAAACAUGAGCAAAGUAUCAAUCUCAAAUUUCUCGGUAAAUCGAAAAAAGCUCCGACUGAGUGCUAUAAAUUGCUCCGAGAGGCUUAUGGGGACAAUUCUUUAUCUCGUGCGCAUGUUUUUAAUGGUGUAAGCGCUUUAUUGAGGACCGAGAGAGUACUGAACAUGACCUGCACCUAGGUCGCCCUGUGACUGUUUCAACUCCGGAAACGGUGACCAAAAUCAACCAAAUUGUGCGUGCAGAUCGUCGAAUGAGAAUCAAUAAAGGACAAUAAAGGUAGUCCUAUAGAAUAUGUCUAUCUCCAUGCAUAUGGCACAAAAAUGUAGAAUAGGAUUUAUUGAAAAAAUCAAUGUUCCAUUCGUUCUCUUAUGUUUCUAGUGUUUUAUUUGAGUACUUUUUUCAAAAAAUUUUUUAUAAUAUAUGCUCGUACAUUCAAAAAACAUUUUUAUUUAAUUUUGAGCAUAAAAUCCUAAAAUGUGAGCAUUUUCUUCAAAAUAUUAAGUCACAUAAGUGUGAUAUGUGGUUUAUUUCAAUAAUAUUUUACCUUAAACUAACAACACAUAUUUGCAGGGCCGAGCCGUGCCGGGUAGCAAGGGGUGCAUGUCACCCGGGGCACUAACUCACGGGGCGGCAAAAGGCAAAAUGUCUCUAAGAAAACAGAACCUUAUCAUGCAAAAAAUAUUUAGUCGCAAAGCGCCUUUCUUUGAAUGAAAUUUCGACUAGGUACACUAAUAGGGCGGCAUAUUUUGUUCUUGCACCCGGGCGGCGGAUACCCUAGGCUCGGUUCUGCAUAUUUGUAACAUAAUAACAAAAAAAAGAUUAAGUAACACUAAACACUAAAAAAACCAAAAAUAUUUUUGACUAAAGUUAUUUUACACGAGAAAAAAGCAGUUGGUUUAUAGCAUCGCCAAAUUUAGGAAUAGCCGUCGUGAACGUGUUAAGGAAUUGUAGCGAGUGGUAGGAUGCGUUGUCUAUAACGAUUACUGACUGUGGUAGAAUGUUAGAUAAAAACUAUUCGUUAAACUUCUUUUCAAAUAAUUCUGCUGACAUAUUUUCAUGAUAAUUAGCAGCACACUUUUUAAUUUUUUCAGCAGAUAUUAAUAAAGCAUUUGGCAGGAAAUCGUCUUUGCUUCCAACUUGUACUAUUAUAAUUCUUUUCCCUUUAGAGCAUUGCCCAUCCAAACAGUAAUUUUUACUAUUGUCUAUUAGAACUUCGGUAGUCUUUUAUCUGACGAUAAUAAUCUUGUCGCCAUCGAACUAUCCUUGACGAUUCGGUUCUUAUCCUCCGUUUAUUCAGUUUUUUAUGUUCAAAACCACCUGCUGACAAAACUUGACGCAAUUUUUCCAAACUGGAAUAAUUGUAUUCUGGAUAAUCUGCUACGAUGAAUUAAAUUAAUCUCACAACGCCAUUGCUUAUCGCAGACCUUUUGGCUGGAAUAUUUCGAAGAAAUUGUGUACAUACGCCUUCCGACAGCUUCGGUCAAUAGAAAUGCAUUUAUAUUCUCGAUUCGAUGUUAUCAUUGGUAAACAGUGGAAAUGAUGAUUCCACGUGGACUGACGGUUUGUUAGAUGUUUACCGAAUUCUAUAUGAGGAGUAAACAUUAUUUUACAUUUUUUAAUUUGGUUUAAUUGCCGUUCGUAUUGAUGAAAUAUUGAGUGUUCCUCGCAUAACUGUCUUCUGCAAUUGAUAUUGGAAGAACUAUAGAAGGUUUUAGACAAACAUUGAGUACCGCUUCUGUAGUGCAAAAACAAAUAAAUUAAAAGGUAUAUAUGUUCGUCUGAUAUAAUUUUGUAUACCCAAUAAUCCAUUGAAAAAUCGUUAUUGCUUACAGUAGAUAUUGAAUUAUGUAUUCACAGUGAUUACAAACCAUUCAAACUAGUAGCCAACAUACGGAUCAGUAAUUAUAUACGAGCUCUCAUACAUCAGUUCAAAUAGAAACAUUUUUGAACAGUUAAAACAUUGAAUCGAUAGGUCCUACGUCGCCCAUUCUUUGUUUGAUACCCAAUGAUGUUUUUAUUUCCGCAGAUCAAGAAUAAAUUGCGACGUCAACUUUUUCUACAUUUUGAACAAUUGGUUCAAACUAAUGCAAAAUUAUUAUUGCUUUUAAUAAAUAAUAUUUUGAAAAACAUUAAGUCAUAUCCAAUUAUAAAUAUUUAUGUCAAAAUUUAAAUAGUUAAGUUAAGACUCUCGACAAGAAUGGUCAAUGUUUUCUAUUUAUUUCCAAAAAUUUCCUAAAAAACUGAAAGCACUGAAAGCACGUACCUUAGAGACUAUGAAUAUUGUGAAAAGGCUCGCGUGGAAAUCUUUCGUUGUACAAAAUUUCCUCAGAAAGCAUAAAGCUGAUAACUAUAUAGAAAUAGUAGAAGACACGCUAGUUCGAUUCAAAAAUUUAGGCUGUGAUAAUACACUAUCUCAACAAUCGCCUAGAUCAAUUCCAACACAAUUUAGGAGAACUAAGAAUAUUUAAUUUUCGAAAAUCUUUACACUUAAGGUAGAGUAUUACCAAUAUGGAAAGAUCGACGAUGGGCCAUUCUAAAGAUAAAAAUAACCAACUACAGCAAAUGUCAGGUAUUACUGAUGCAAUUGAAAAUUUGAAAUGGAACUGGGCUAGCCACGUAGCUGGGGCAGAAAAAUUUUAGAGUGGAGACCUCUUCACGAUGCACAGUAUAGUAAUUGCCGUCCAUCAACGGGAUUGACCGACGAUAUUAAGAAAAUGCCAUCAAAUUGGAUGAAUACCAUUUAGAACCGAUACAGAUGAAUUCAAUUACAGAAGGCUUAUAAUAAUGAUGACGAUGAUGAUGAUAAUGAUGAUGAGGAUGACGAAGUUUAGUUCACUAUAGAUAAUAAUAAGAUAAUUAAAAGCUCUGCAAAUAUUUUUGCCGUCACGAUAUUCCAUUACAGGAUCGUAUAAAGGUGAAUAUACAAAUUCAGCUCACUAGGAAUUUUUCCGCAGAUAAAACCUAAGAUAACUGGACUAGCAGGAGUGGUAUAUAAUUUCUUCAUCAAAUAAUUUUAUUUUUAUUUUCGGUUACCUAUACAAUUCGUUAUGUAGCCAAUUAAUAAUUAUUUCGUGCUAUAUAUAAAUUUGGAAAAAUUUACGUACAUGGUACUCUUCAUGUAAAUAAAGACAUAUAUUUUUUUAUUGUAAUUAUCUGUAAAUAUAUACAUAUCGUAGUAAUGUUAUCUUUAAAUAAAACUACAUAUUCAAUU